Messenger RNA from Equus quagga, 2165 nucleotides. Its product is annotated as transforming growth factor beta-1 proprotein. Gene Ontology annotation, cellular component: extracellular region. The record is from RefSeq and is a predicted model, not a curated record. Gene Ontology annotation, biological process: regulation of cell population proliferation; SMAD protein signal transduction; transforming growth factor beta receptor signaling pathway. The transcript is spliced from 7 exons. Gene Ontology annotation, molecular function: type III transforming growth factor beta receptor binding; type II transforming growth factor beta receptor binding; cytokine activity. The coding region runs from base 882 to 2057 and encodes 391 amino acids. Lineage: Eukaryota; Metazoa; Chordata; Mammalia; Perissodactyla; Equidae.
CUUCGCGCCCCGGGCCGUCCCACCCCCUCCGCCCGCCGCGGCUCCGCCAGACAGCGAGGCCCCCGGCCGGGGGCAGGGGGGACGCCCCCUCCGGGGCACCCCCCCCGGCACGGAGCGGCCCACGGGGCCGGCCUCGGCCCGGAGCAGAAGAAGGAGCCGCCGAGGAGCAGCCCAAGGCCCCAGAGUCUGAGACGAGCCGCCGCCGCCCCCGCCGCCGCCGCCACUGCGGGGAGGAGGGGGAGGAGGAGCGGGAGGAGGGACGAGCUGGUUGGGAGAAGAGGAAAAAAAGUUUUGAGACUUUUCCGCUGCCGCUGGGAGCUGGAGGCGCGGGGACCGCUUGGCGCGGCGCUGCCCCGCGAGGAGGCAGGACUUGGGGACCCCAGACCGCCCUCCCACCGCGUCGGACUCUUGCUCCCUUUCUGCCCCCUACACGGCGUCCCCCAGACGCCCCCAUUCCGGACCAGCCCUCAGAAGCCGCAAACCUGACUCCCAAGAAGACCUGACCCCAGACCUCGGGCGCACCCCCCUGCACGCCCUCUCCCCAGCCUCUCUCCUGAGCCCCUGCGCGUCCAAGGACCCUUCUCCGGGAUCCGGGAGACGGGAUCUCUCUCAGAGCUGCCUCAGCUCCCCUAUUCAAGACCACCCACCUCUGGUACCAGAUCUCUCCCAUCUCGGUUUUUCCGGUGGGAUACCCAGAAACCACCCAUCAGAGCCUCCCCUCCACCGCCUCUCCGUUCUCCCUGACGGCCUCAACUUUUCUCCCCAGACCCUCCUACCUUUCCUCGGGAGACCCCCCCCAACCCCUGUAGGGGUGGGGCCUCCCUCUUCCCACCCCAGCCCGGCUCGCGCUCUCGGCAGUGCCGGGGGGCGCCGCCUCCCCCAUGCCGCCCUCCGGCCUGCGGCUGCUGCCGCUGCUGCUGCCACUGCUGUGGCUACUAGUGCUGACGCCUGGCCGGCCAGCCGCCGGACUGUCCACCUGCAAGACCAUCGACAUGGAGCUGGUGAAGCGGAAGCGCAUCGAGGCCAUCCGCGGCCAGAUCCUGUCCAAGUUGCGGCUCGCCAGCCCCCCGAGCCAGGGGGAGGUUCCGCCCGGCCCGCUGCCCGAGGCUGUGCUGGCCCUUUACAACAGUACCCGCGCCCAGGUGGCCGGGGAGAGCGCUGAGACGGAGCCCGAGCCUGAGGCGGACUACUACGCCAAGGAGGUCACCCGCGUGCUAAUGGUGGAAAAGGAAAACGAAAUCUAUAAGACUGUGGAGACCGGCUCACACAGCAUAUAUAUGUUCUUCAACACGUCGGAGCUCCGGGCAGCAGUGCCCGAUCCCAUGCUGCUCUCCCGGGCAGAGCUGCGCCUCCUAAGGCUCAAGUUAAGCGUGGAGCAGCAUGUGGAGCUGUACCAGAAAUACAGCAAUAAUUCCUGGCGCUACCUCAGUAACCGGCUGCUGACCCCCAGCGACUCGCCGGAAUGGCUGUCCUUUGAUGUCACUGGAGUCGUGCGGCAGUGGCUGAGCCAGGGAGGGGCAAUGGAGGGCUUUCGCCUCAGUGCCCACUGCUCCUGUGACAGCAAAGAUAACACACUCCGCGUGGGCAUCAACGUAGGGUUCAGUUCCAGUCGCCGGGGUGAUCUGGCCACCAUUGAUGGCAUGAACCGACCCUUCCUGCUCCUCAUGGCCACCCCACUGGAGAGGGCCCAGCAGCUGCACAGCUCCCGGCACCGCCGAGCUCUGGACACCAACUACUGUUUCAGCUCCACAGAGAAGAACUGCUGCGUACGGCAGCUCUACAUUGACUUUCGCAAGGAUCUGGGCUGGAAGUGGAUCCACGAGCCCAAGGGCUACCACGCCAACUUCUGCCUGGGGCCCUGCCCCUACAUUUGGAGCCUGGACACGCAGUACAGCAAGGUCCUGGCCCUGUACAACCAGCACAACCCGGGCGCGUCGGCGGCGCCGUGCUGCGUGCCGCAGGUGCUGGAGCCGCUGCCCAUCGUGUACUACGUGGGUCGCAAGCCCAAGGUGGAGCAGCUAUCCAACAUGAUCGUGCGCUCCUGCAAGUGCAGCUGAGACCCCGCCCCCGGCAGGCCCGGCCCCGCCCCCGCCCGCCUUACCCGGGCUGUAUUUAAGGACACCGCGCCCCACGCCCACCCGGGGCCAUUAAAGGUGGAGACAGGA